AUGGCUGCCAUUCUACCGGCGGCCAUCUUAGAGCAGUUUCCCUCCAUGUACGCAGCUGGGACAACCUACAUCUUCGGGAGAGGAGGAGCCCUCAUCACGUACACCUGGCCCCCCAACGACCGGCCGAGCACGCGGGCAGACCGGCUGGCGGUGGGCUUCAGCACGCAGCUCAAGGAGGCCGUGCUGCUCAGGGUGGAGAGUGCCAAGGGACUGGGAGACUACCUGGAGCUGCACAUAGAACAGGGAAGGAUCGGCGUCAUCUUCAACGUGGGAACGGACGACAUCGUCAUCGAGGAGAGCGCGGUGAUGGUGAGCGACGGCAAAUACCACGUGGUGCGCUUCACACGCAGCGGUGGCAACGCUACCCUGCAGGUGGACAGCCAGCCCGUCAUUGAACGCUUCCCCUCAGGGAACUUUGAUAAUGAGCGCCUGGCUAUUGCUAGACAAAGAAUCCCAUACCGGCUUGGUCGGGUAGUUGACGAGUGGCUACUCGACAAAGGUCGACAGUUGACCAUCUUCAACAGCCAGGCGUUCAUCAAGAUCGGCGGUGGUGGCGGCGACAAGGCCCGUCACUUCCAGGGCCAGAUCUCGGGCCUCUACUACAACGGGCUGCAGGUGCUCAAGCUGGCGGCCGAGGGCGACCCCAAUGUGCAGGCCCAGGGCAACCUGCGGCUGGUGGGCGACGUGCCCUCGGUGCUCACCACAGACACCACCAGCACCACGCCGCUGGCCGACAUGUCCACCACCAUCAUGGAGACAACCACCACGAUGGCUACCACUACCACCCGCAAGCAGCGCUCACCCACCAUGAGAGACAGUGUCACACAGAACACGGAUGACAUAUUGGUAGCGUCUGCUGAGUGUCCCAGUGAUGACGAGGACUUGGAGGAGUGUGAGCCUGGAAAUGGAGGUGAAUUAGUGUUGCCCAUUAUAACUGUGGACUCCCUAGACCCCCCCUACGCCACCCGCUACCCCGUAAUCCCCCCGCCCCCCACCUACCGCCCCUUCCUCGAAACCACCAAAGAAUCCCUCCCCCUGCCCAAUGGCCGCCCCCCCUGCCCACUGGAUCAGGAGGACUGCGAGGAGGCGGGACCCAUUGAGGUGUCCGCCUACGGCUCGGGCGAGAUGACCGAGUCGGACGAUGAGGACUAUUACAAAAACUCCCCCCUCGUCACUGAUAGGACGGUCCUCCCCCCUCCCCCCAACGAGGGCAGCGUCCAAAACCCCCGCGACCGUCACUUCUCCCACCGGCCCCCUAACUCCCACCGCCCCCCCUUGUCGUCCACCCCCACGGCCAACCCCGACCAGCUAGGCCCCAGGCUCAACAAGCCAGGCGGCAGUAGCAGCAACAUUCCUGCCGGCAAGAUGAACACCCGGGAUCAGGUGCUGCUGCCGCCCGCCCACCCCUCCUCCGACCCUGACCGCCACCGCCACGUCCCGGGCAUAACCUACCCUCCCAAUUUCCCCCAUGUGCCCACCCCAGACCCCACAUCCCCGGAGAGAGGAGGGCCUCCUGGCGCGGUAGAGGUGAUUAGGGAGUCCACCAGCACCACGGGCAUGGUGGUGGGCAUCGUGGCGGCCGCCGCCCUCUGCAUCCUCAUCCUGCUCUACGCCAUGUACAAGUACCGUAACCGGGACGAGGGCUCCUACCAGGUGGACCAGAGCCGUAACUACAUCAGUAACUCGGCCACGCAGAGCAACGGCACACUGGUGAAGGAGAAGCAGCCAGGCACAGCCAAGACAACCAUCAAGAACAAGAAGAACAAAGACAAGGAGUACUAUGUCUGAGACCGGCCUAGCCAGACACAGAGGACGAAAGGAGACGCACAGAGAGAGGGAGGGGUGGAGAGGAGGAGAGAGGGAAGAGUUGAAGGUAUAGGUUGGAGAGAGGCACUAGAUGAACUGACAACUGUAGAGUAAUGAGUCAAAUCUUUGUUGGCAGAGUUUUAUUUUGUUUAGUAUAGAGGUAACCUUACUGACAAAAUGACCUCCUAGCUUUCCUUCUCAACCCAUAUAGAGCCUAAAGCAGAGAGAUAAAAGAUGAGAUUAGAAAAGCAACAUAUUUCAUUAGAUCUACACAUACUCCUUUUUAACUACAGUUAUUACAAAAAACGUGUGGUAUUUUUCUCCAUUACAGUAAUAUUCUUUCUCACAUGGCCGUAUAACCUUCUUUUUUUUUAAACACAGAGAGACAAAGUCUUGGCUACAACAAAUGGCUGCCAAACCUCGCUCAAUGCAACAUAGUUUUGUGCCAAUCGCCAGACCCAGAGCUCAUGCUACAAUGGAGCCAGCUAAUCCAGCAGCGUUUUAAAGGGUAUUGUAUUGUAUAUAGCCUCCAAUCAGAGUUAAGCAUGGGGCUACAGAGAGAUGCAGAGAAGGAAAAACCACCAUCAGAAUUAGAGCAGAGGCCUGUUGUUUGGUAUCAGAUGCUAUGUAGCGGGUCUAAACAGUCAACAAGCUAACGGAUUCAAUCGUAAAUGGGUUGAUUCUAUCUAAAUAGAUGGGUUUGUAUUGGAAGUUGAAACUUCACUGCUAGCCAAGUAUGAUUACACAAAAUGACUGCCAAUAUACAGAAACUAGGUGUCAAAUCUGCCUUCUUCCCUCCUCCAAGUAUUGAAACAUCACCUCGCUCCUCUCGUAAAGUCUCUCUCGUUCUCUCCCCCUCCCCUUCUCUUUCACUCGUGCGCUCUCUUUCUCUCCAUGUCUGCGGUCCCGAGGAACUGAUGCGACAUUAUUCUGCUGUGUUUCAAGCAUGUAGUAUUAAUUUACAAAAAAGAGAUUACUAUUUCUGUGGAGAAAAAAAAAAUGAUGCCGCUGAUUGAUAACGUUUAACUAGCGCGUGAGAACAACAAAAACUCCAACCAACCAACGGAUGCUACUUAUUACGUUUUAGCUGCAAAACCAACUUCUGAGGCCAAAACCCUGGGUCGUCUUUCAGUUUUCCAACAGAUAGGCUAUCCGUCAUGUGUUUUCUUCUGGGCUCCACACAGCAUUUCCCCCUACUGAGCCCACUAAUGCGGAGGAAGCAGCUCACGUCGUUACUAUCAAACACAGACCAGAAACCAACCUCCAGCAGACAAACUGACUUUGUUCUAAAUAAAUAUAUAUAUGUAUAGAAGUUUCAGAGAAAAAAAACCAAUGGACCUAACUGAGAGCAUAAGAGGAGAAAUGUACCCGAAUGCGUGUGUAUCAGUGGACUGGGUGAUAAAUAACGAAUUUGAUGGACUAUUGCUACUUUGACAUGAGACCGAUUUCCCCCCCGUCCCCCCGUCCCCGUCCCCGCCCCACCAAUCAUACAUACUAUGACCAACAUUCAACGACAGUGGGAAACGCAGGUUUCUUUCCCUCAAAAAAUGCGAGACAUUUGAUGGAAAUUGUGAAUUCAUUUGCUGGAGUCCCACUGUCGCCCCCUAGUGUUGGGGGGAAAGCGUACGUUACCUUGGAUCUGCGUUCUUGCCUCUCAUUGGUCAAGACUGAUGACAGCCAAUGAGGGCAAGUCUAGUGAAAAACAUUCAAUGAGAAAAAGAAUGACAGAACAAGGCGAACAGCAGAUGGACAAGAACUCUAGUAGUCCAAUUUUCUCAACUAUUAAAAAAGAAAACUGUACCAUGAAAAGAAAAGAAAAACCUCCAAAAAAAGUUUGUGCAAUGUCUAAAUAUUUGAAUCUCUCAUCCCAUUACUAAGAAAAUAUGUGUUUUCCCUUCCUGUUUAGAGAAAAAAUUAUGACAAAGAUAAUUGAUUCUGGGAAAUUGGAAAUUGAUAUAUAAUUGGUAAUUGAGCAAAUGUGAUUUGGGUUACAAACAUAAAACCGUGUUUUCUCCUUGUCAGUACGGAGACAAGAUACUUUCCUCUCCAUCACUGCUGCCACCUCACUCCGUUUCUUUCCUAAAUCAAUCCCCCCAUCCUUCAUCCCCUUUACUCACAAUGGCAGAUUGUAUGUAACCAUUCAUUAACUGAAGACCGAACUGGGUCUUAUCCAUCUUCUAUUUUCUAUUGUUUUAUAUCUAUCUCUAUAACUGCUAGAGUCAAAACGGCUGCCAAGUCUGGAGACUGGCUCCAACCCAUCCUUCUUCCUCAUCCAGUUUGUCCGGUUUAUGUUCCUCUCCAUCCUCCUCCUCCCAGUAUCUUCCUGUUCUUUCUAAAUGUUAUUGUAAAGUGUUCCAGUGAGAUGACUCUAAAUAUGUGUACAUUAACAGAGGGGAAUACACUUGGUUAUAUAC
Salvelinus namaycush (lake trout) is the source of this 4220-nucleotide messenger RNA. RefSeq names its product neurexin-1-beta-like. Bases 1 to 1788 code for a protein of 595 amino acids. The record is from RefSeq and is a predicted model, not a curated record. NCBI's taxonomy places the organism in Eukaryota, Metazoa, Chordata, Actinopteri, Salmoniformes, Salmonidae. The transcript is spliced from 7 exons.